Molecule: messenger RNA, 270 nt
Organism: Mesocestoides corti
Lineage: Eukaryota; Metazoa; Platyhelminthes; Cestoda; Cyclophyllidea; Mesocestoididae
Source: the annotation of a GenBank genome assembly
AUGGCACUUAGCAUGGUGUUGGUGGAGAUCCACGUCUCGUGUGUGCAUCAACUACGACAGGAGGCUGAAUGCAGAAGCUCGGUAGUCAAGUCGUACCUUCAGGAGGGUGUAGUGGAAAUUCUAGACGGAAAAGCACGCAUUCAGGAGACCUCCGUGGAUGUGUGUUGGUGUACUUUGCUGGCCGCCUUCAACUCUCCGCUUCAUUCGGAAACCCGUCGUGUUUGGCUCUCUUCUUUGUCUGAUGAAUUGUGGUCCGUGUUUUUGUUGUGA